CCAUAAAAAAUGCCUGGAAACGUUGGCCAUUCAAUGUGGUCACAAACGUUUACCGCGGAAAAUGACCACUUUCGGCGUUGAUUUGUCCCAACACCUUGGAGAAACAGGAACCUCCGUUCCGAACAUAGUGUGCAAAUGUGUUGAUGAAAUUGAGGCUCGAGGUCAUCUUAUCAAGGGUAUAUACAGAGUGUCCGGAGUGAAAUCACGUGUAGAAAAAUUGUGCCAAGCUUUUGAAAAUGGAGCAGAACUGGUGGAUUUGUCUGAUAUUCAUCCAAAUGUAAUUGCCAAUGUUCUUAAACUGUAUUUGAGGCAACUCCCGGAACCACUUCUUACUUUUCGCUUAUAUCCGGAAUUUGUAAGAAUCGCCAAAGAUUAUCCUACGAAUUCGCCAGCCGAUAUUAAAGCAGCAAAAGAAGAAUUAAAAGAAUUGGUUAAGAAGCUCUCACGGCAGCACUACCUGACUUUAGGUCUCUUAAUGUUGCAUUUGAAGCGCAUUUCGAAUGAUGCUGAAGUGAACAAUAUGCCGCCUAGUAAUUUGGGCAUUGUAUUUGGGCCAACUCUGCUGCGCACCGCUGAAGGAAGUGCGUCUCUAAGCUCUUUGGUGGACACAAUACAUCAGACUCGAGCUAUCGAACUUCUUAUUACUCAUGCCGAUGAAAUAUUCAAUCCUCAAGAAAUAGUGUUAGCUCGAGAAAAUAGUUUAAAAAUGUUGCGCAGCAGUACAAGUAAUGAAAGCAGCUCAUUAGGUCGUUCUUUCUCCUUCAUGGACCGUAAGAAGCCUAAAGACCAGGACAACACAGUUUAUGCGCCUUGUGAUCCAAGUGAGACUAAUCCAGGCAAUACUUCAGAUGAUGAAGUUCCAUAUUUUCUAUCAAUUGAUGGUCCUUCCAAAUUCAAAACAUCACCACAAUUGAGUCAUGCUAUACCUACUCCGAAAAUUUUCAAGGGUUCUCUCAAGGACUAUCAAGGUUUGGAAGGUGUGAGUCUUCCUUCUUUGGGUAUGCGUCCAGUGGAUGAGGGAGAUAUUAGUCAUCAAAAAUUAAGAAAAACUUUAUCUGAUACAUCUAAAGAAAGAUCUUGUCAAAUAGAAUCAGUGAGUACAAACCGUGGCAUUGUGGUGAAGAAAACUGAAACUGAAAAAGUGAAUGUGGUUUCAAGUUCUGCAGAAGAAUGGUGUGAUCCAGAAGGAAUAAAAUCUUUGCCAAAAGUUAGCGAAAUCACUAAAAGUAAAGGUUGUGCUAAUAGAGCAGAAAGUUCGGUAGAUUCUGAUUACAGUUUUGAAUCACGAACCAGUUCAGUAGAAAGUCGCAGUUUUAGAGAAUUGGAUGAAGCAAGUGAAGUUUUCCUGGAAUUACCAACUGGGUGGUCAAAGAAACGUAGUCCUAUUCAGAAUAAUGGAGAAAGAAGACACAUACUGGGAUCAGGUGAUUCUCCUUUCUCUUCAUUGAGUCAUUCAUUGGAUGAAAGUCAAGGAAGUGACUUUGCAGAUGACAUAGAUCAUGCAAUUCGAAGAAGUAUGGCUCAUGUUCAUACUUCUCAUUCUCGAACUCAGGUAUCUUCUACAAGCAAACAAGAAAUGGGAGACAACAUAUACAUUCCAAUGUUGCAAAAACAGUCUCACAGUCAAGAAUCGUCCCAAAUGUGUAGCACAAAACAAACAAUUCAUCAAUGCAAAAGCAGCAUUAAUAACUCUAAUGUUGAAGAACAAGAGGUAGUGGCAGUAAAGACUCAGUGUGUAGGUAUUCAACAAACAGAAGAAGCAGCAAAUGUAAAGAAAGCACAGCAAGUUGUUUCAAGUGCUGUUGCGACCAUGAAAAUGUCAUCACGUCAAAUGGGACAUUGUACACAAAUCAAGUCAUCUAUCAUUGGUUCUGCAGAAAUUGACACAAAAGGGAAACCUAAACCAUUAAUGUUGACACAUAAAGAAGGUAGUACUGCUUUACAAGUAGAAAAAAUCAUUAAUGAUGACUCAGAUGAUUAUGAUGACAUUCUUGAAUCUUAA
This is a messenger RNA of Gryllus bimaculatus (two-spotted cricket), 2002 nucleotides long. The record is from the annotation of a GenBank genome assembly. NCBI's taxonomy places the organism in Eukaryota, Metazoa, Arthropoda, Insecta, Orthoptera, Gryllidae.